AUUUUGUGCGUCUCCGUCACGCCUUCACUUGACAUCCGAUGUUGAAACAGCUCGUCAGAGUUGCCGUGCUGGUUGCAGCGGUUGCCUUCGCUUGGCGCUAUUCCUCACGUCCCGUUCUCACCGUCAACCUCGAAGAUCACGUCGCUAUCGACGCACCGAGCCGCAAGACAUUCAGAAUCCUGGCCGACGUCGAGACCUACUUCCACAAAAUUCAUCCUCUAUAUGUCGAUCCACCAACGUUGGUCGAUCGGUUCAUGCGAUCUCGCGAGAUAAUUGAGUGGAAAUUUAGAGGAAAGCAACAGACUCAUUCCAUCGGGUUGCUGGCGGAUAUGGUGGAGUCUGAGGUCGUCAUUCUAAGCAAUAUGUUUGAUUCUGCUGUUACCGUUAAUACAUCGAGUUGGGUUGACUUUUCGGCGAUUGUGUUUCACACUGAGUCUUCGGAUGCAAACUCUGUGUUGACUUGUCGCUAUCGAUUAUAUUUUCCUUGGCUGGGAAAGUUGUUUCUUCAAGGCACGCUUAUUGAAAACUCUAGGAAGUAUCAACGUCAGAUGCUGGAAAAUGUCAAAAGUUUAGUGGAAGCAGAUUGAUGAACGAAAGGUAUGGAAAUGUAUUUGUACUGAUAUGCUGAACUGGUGCAUCUGCAUCUAGAUCUGUUGAUUUCGAUGGUGUAGCAUGCACUAGUGUGCAUGUCUAUUACACAGUAGGUAUCACAUUUUGUUCAGCGCAUCUAC
This is a messenger RNA of Corticium candelabrum, 731 nucleotides long. RefSeq lists its product as uncharacterized. The coding region runs from base 39 to 587 and encodes 182 amino acids. The record is from RefSeq and is a predicted model, not a curated record. Lineage: Eukaryota; Metazoa; Porifera; Homoscleromorpha; Homosclerophorida; Plakinidae. The transcript has a single exon.